AUGAACAAGAAGGUCGAACAGGAGCUGCGCGGGCGGCUGGAAUCCAAGGAAAACCUGCCGGCACAGUUUGGCGUUGUCUUGCGCAUCAUCAACCGCAUCAUUGCUGCACGCAAGCAAGAAGACAUGCAGCAGUACCAUUUCACCAAUGUGGAAGUGUGUGCUGAUGGCAGGGAAAAUCCUGUGGUCAAGUCUACAAUGUUCCGGGUCUACGAAGAGGGCGGGGAGGAUGAGAGAGGAUCUGUCAAAGUCAAGAUCGACUAUGUCAACCAUCGUUGCCAGUUCAACAGGGAGCAUUGGGCCAGGGCACGACACAACGUCGAGGACUUCAUCAAAGAAGGAGAGAAAAUCCGCCGGGCUAUGACACUGAACUUUUGUGUGGAUGCCUAA
This is a messenger RNA of Aspergillus luchuensis, 387 nucleotides long. RefSeq lists its product as uncharacterized. Lineage: Eukaryota; Fungi; Ascomycota; Eurotiomycetes; Eurotiales; Aspergillaceae. The record is from RefSeq and is a predicted model, not a curated record. The transcript is spliced from 2 exons. Bases 1 to 387 code for a protein of 128 amino acids.